Molecule: messenger RNA, 3923 nt
Organism: Chelmon rostratus (copperband butterflyfish)
Lineage: Eukaryota; Metazoa; Chordata; Actinopteri; Chaetodontiformes; Chaetodontidae
Product: thrombospondin-2-like
Exons: 22
Coding region: 128-3622 (1164 amino acids)
Biological process (GO): cell adhesion; negative regulation of angiogenesis
Cellular component (GO): extracellular region
Molecular function (GO): calcium ion binding; protein binding
Source: RefSeq, a predicted model, not a curated record
AACAAGGAGACAAGGAAAUAAGGAAGAGGAGACAGACAUUCCUCCUGUGGAGCUGCAGCAGGGACGAGUCGACCAGCCUUGAUUUUCUUAUUGUGAAGAAAGUCGGACCAGCGACAAGCACACAGGAAUGAGUCCGCUGAGAGGUUUCCCCUGGCUUCUGAUAUUCCUCUAUGCAGCAGCUAUGUGUGCAGGGGUCAGUGGUACAAAGGUCGACAAUGUGUCGUCAGAAAUCUGUCGUCAUCCAUGUGAAGAGCUGGUGGCCUUGCUCACUGAGAUCCAAGGCCUGCGUAUUGUCACCAGCAGCCUGCUUGAAGAUCUAGAGAGAGUUUCAAAAGAAAAUGAGGUGAUGCGCAUAUCUUUGGCUGAGCUGAGCAACAGCAGCAGUGGCGGCAGCAGUGGUCGUGGCCGCGGCCGUGGCAGUGGCCGUCGCAAUGGCCACGGUGGCAGCCAUGGAGAUGGACGUGGUGGCAGCUAUGGCAAUGGUCAUGGCGAUGGCUAUGGUCAUGGAGAUGACCAUGGCGGCAGCCAUGACAACGGGCGUGGUGGCAGCUAUGGCUAUGGCCAUGGAGAUGGCCAUGGUGGCAGCCAUGACAACGGGCGUGGUGGCAGCUAUGGCUAUGGCCAUGGAGAUGACCAUGGUGAUGGCCAUGGUGGCAGCCAUGACAACGGGCAUGGGGGCAGCUAUGGCAAUGGCCGUGGCCAUGGCUAUGGUCAUGGAGAUGGCCAUGGUGGCAGCCAUGACAACGGGCGUGGGGGCAGCUAUGGCAAUGGCCGUGGCCAUGGCUAUGGUCAUGGAGAUGGCCAUGGUGGCAGCCAUGACAACUGGCGUGGUGACAGCUAUGGCAAUGGCCGUGGCGAUGGCUAUGGUCAUGGAGAUGGCCAUGGUGGCAGCCAUGACAACGGGCGUGGUGGCAGCCAUGGCUAUGGUCAUGAAGAUGGCUAUGGUGGCAGCCAUGACGAAGGGCAUGGUGGCAGCUAUGGCUAUGGCCAUGGAGGCCCUGGCGAUGGCCAUGGCCAAGGUGAUGGUUAUGGUGGCGACGAUGAUCUUGACGACCUUGACAGAGACAGGGACGGGGAGAUCUGGUGUUUCCAAGACGGGCGAGUGUACGAGCAGGGCGACGACUGGGAGGUUGACAGCUGCACCUCCUGUACUUGCCAGGAUGGAAAGGUGGUGUGUCAACAGGUGUCCUGCCCUCCUGUGUCCUGCAUCAAUCCCUCCUUUAUCGAUGGAAAGUGCUGUCCUGUCUGUCUCAAUAAUGAAGACGGCUGGUCCCCGUGGUCUGAGUGGACCGACUGUUCGGUCACCUGUGGACGAGGAGGUCAUCAAAGGGGCCGAUCCUGCAAUGGCAUCAUGCCGUCCUGCUCCGGCCCGUCAGUCCAAACCCGCAGCUGCAUGCUGACAAAGUGUGACCGCAAGGCGCGUGCUGACGGCAACUGGGGCCUUUGGUCUCCUUGGUCCGCAUGCACAACCACAUGUGGCGAAGGCAACAUCACGCGGGUUCGUCUCUGCAACAACCCCCAGCCACAGAAGGGGGGCAGAGGGUGCACGGGCAGCGCCAGGGAGACACAACCUUGCAACAAUACGCUCUGCCCCGUUGCCGGAGGCUGGACAAGCUGGACUGGAUGGUCACUUUGCUCCGAGUCGUGUGGGGGAGGUCUUAUCAGUCGUCAGCGGGAGUGUUUGAACCCUGCUCCUCAGAACGGUGGGAAGCCUUGUGCUGGAGACGCCGUGGACUAUGAAGCAUGUAACAAACAACCAUGUCCUAUAGAUAUAUGCUUGCUGUCAAAUCCAUGUUUUCCUGGUGUGGCGUGCACAUCACAUAGCGAUGGAUCGUGGGAAUGUGGACGCUGUCCGUUGGGUUUAAAAGGCAACGGCACGCACUGUGAGGAUGAGAACGAGUGUGAAGUGGAGGAUGUGUGUGUCACACAGUGUGUAAACACAGACCCUGGGUACUACUGCCUGCCCUGUCCUCCUCGCUAUAAAGGCACCCAGCCAUAUGGCCUCGGACUGGAGGAAGCCCUGAAAAUCAAGCAGGUGUGUGAGCCAUACAACCCUUGCAAAGACAACACACACACCUGCCACAAGUAUGCUGAGUGCGUGUACCUGGGCCUGGCGUCCGAGGUUUUGUUCAAGUGUGUGUGUGCAGUCGGGUUCGCGGGCGACGGCUUCCUGUGUGGUGAAGACUCUGAUCUGGAUGGCUGGCCCAACUACAGACUACCCUGCAAAAAGAAUGCAACCUAUCAUUGUCAAAAGGAUAAUUGCCCCAUGCUACCAAACUCUGGACAGGAAGACCUGGACAAGGACGGGCAGGGAGACGCCUGCGAUCCUGAUGAUGAUAACGAUGACAUCAUAGACGAGAGGGACAACUGCCCGCUGGUGUACAACCCCCGGCAGUUUGACUCUGACAGAGAUGGGGUCGGGGACCGCUGUGAUAACUGUCCAUUUGAUAGCAACCCGCUGCAGACAGACACUGAUGACAACGGAGAAGGAGACGCCUGCAGCAUCGACAUUGACGGAGACGAGGUUCUGAACGACCGCGACAACUGUCCCCUAGUCUACAACACUGACCAGAGGGACACAGACCUGGAUGGUGUUGGAGACCAGUGUGACAACUGUCCCCUCCUACACAACCCACAGCAGCUUGACUCCGACAGCGACCUGGUGGGGGACAUGUGCGACGACAACCAGGACAUCGAUGAGGACGGCCACCAAAACUCUCUAGACAACUGUCCCUACAUCGCCAACAGCAACCAGGCCGACCACGACAAGGACGGGAAGGGAGACGCCUGCGACCAUGACGAUGACAACGACGGUAUUCCUGACGACCGGGACAACUGCAGACUGGUGCCCAACAGGGACCAGAUGGACUCUGAUGGUGACGGCAGCGGCGAUGCAUGCUUUGACGACUUCGACAACGACAGUAUUCCAGAUGCGCUGGAUCCCUGUCCGCUGAACCAGGAUAUCGGGUCUACAGACUUCAGGAAGUUCCAGGUUGUCCUGCUGGACCCUAAAGGCACCACGCAGUCCGACCCUCUGUGGGUGAUCCGCAGCCAAGGCACUGAGCUGCUGCAGGCAGCCAACUCGGACCCUGGCAUCGCUUUAGGAUAUGACAAGUUCAGCUCUGUAGACUUCAGUGUGACAUUUUACGUGAACACCAACCGAGAUGACGACUAUGCAGGCAUUGUGUUCGCCUACCAGUCCAGCCGACGCUUCUAUGUUGUCAUGUGGAAACAGGUGUCUCAAGCCUACUGGGAGAAAAAGCCGUCCAAAGCUUUUGGCACAGCGGGAGUCUCGAUCAAACUGGUCAACUCCAUCACAGGACCGGGGGAGUAUCUGCGCAAUGCCCUGUGGCACACCGGAAACACCAGACAGCAGGUCAGAACGUUGUGGCACGACCCCAAUAAAAUUGGCUGGAAGGACUUCACCGCCUACCGCAUGCACCUCAUCCACAGACCCAAGACUGGGUUCAUCAGGGUGGUGGUGUAUGAGGGCAGGGAGAUUUUGUCCGACUCGGGGGCGGUGUACGACCACACCCUGGCUGGAGGCAGGCUGGGACUGUUCGUCUUCUCUCAGGAACAGGUGCUCUUCUCAGACCUCAGAUAUGAGUGCAGAGAUAACUGAACAAGCCACCAGAGGUCCACAUUCAUUUCAGAAAAUCGGUCAACAGAGAGAGAGAGAGAGAGAGGAUGCACCAGAUCCAGGCCUUUACCCCGCCAAGACUAUCAAUUAGUGACCAUCAUCUAUCUAUCAGCUUUUUAUGCGACAGUAUUGAUUCCGGGCUGUCUCAUUCGCUGUAUAUUACUGUAAGACUCAGACAGCAUUUCUCGUGACAGUAGCCUCUUGUUGCUUUUCAUUUGCUUUUUGCUAAUGGUUGUAAAUAAUUAUUUAUUGCCAGAUGCCAGAUACGAAAGGGAGCGAUGGG